GGACGUUUUAGAUGUGAGAGGAGGCGGUAACGCGAAGUCGUCUCUGCGAGCGUGAAAGGAAGGAGUGCGCGGCUGAGCCGGAUGCGUUCGGAUUUUGCUUUUACCAGGAGAAAAGUCAGAUCCAAGGUUCUGCUGACCGCCUGCGGCAGUGUAAAGAGGCGUGGAGCCCCUGGUUCCAGCGUUGCGUGGCCUGCGGCUUACUUUUGGGAUACUUAUCAAGUGUCUACUGUGUGCCAGGCACUAUAUCUGUGUACAUAGAAAAACCCCUGGAGCUCGUACUCCAAUAUAUAUAUACAGUGAUCAUCUCUGCUUGCUGAGAUAACAGGAGUGUCAACCUGAUAUUUUUGCUGCUAUCCAUUUGUAAAUACACUCAGAAAAAGAGAAUUUGGACCCAGUUUUUGACGACAGGUAGUUUCUAAACAUGAUGCAUUUCAAAAGUGGACUUGAAUUAACUGAGUUGCAAAACAUGACGGUACCUGAAGAUGAUAACAUUAGCAAUGAUUCUAACGAUUUCACUGAAGUAGAGAAUGGUCAGAUAAACAGCAAGUUUAUUUCUGAUCGUGAAAGUAGAAGAAGUCUCACGAACAGCCACUUGGAAAAAAAGAAAUGUGAUGACUAUAUUCCAGGAACGACCUCCUUGGGCAUGUCUGUUUUUAACCUAAGCAACGCCAUUAUGGGCAGUGGGAUUUUAGGACUCGCCUUCGCCCUGGCAAACACUGGAAUCCUACUUUUUCUGGUACUUUUGACUUCAGUAACACUGCUGUCUAUAUAUUCAAUCAACCUGCUGUUGAUCUGUUCAAAGGAAACAGGCUGCAUGGUUUAUGAAAAGCUGGGAGAACAGGUCUUUGGCACCACAGGGAAACUUGUCAUCUUUGGAGCCACCUCCCUACAGAACACUGGAGCAAUGCUGAGCUACCUCUUCAUAGUAAAAAAUGAGCUACCUUCUGCCAUAAAGUUUCUAAUGGGAAAGGAAGAGGAAUUUUCAGCCUGGUACGUGGAUGGCCGCUUUCUGGUGGUGGUAGUUACCUUUGGCAUAAUUCUCCCUCUGUGUCUCUUGAAGAACUUAGGUUAUCUUGGCUAUACUAGUGGAUUUUCCUUGAGCUGUAUGGUUUUUUUCCUAAUUGUGGUUAUCUACAAGAAAUUUCAAAUUCCCUGUUUUGUUCCAGAGCUAAAUUCAACAAGUCCUAAUUCAACAAAUGCGGACUUGUGUACGCCAAAAUAUGUUACCGUCAAUUCAAAGACCGUGUACGCUCUACCAACAAUCGCAUUUGCUUUCGUCUGCCACCCAUCGGUCCUGCCAAUUUACAGUGAGCUUAAAGAUCGAUCACAGAAAAAGAUGCAGAUGGUUUCAAAUAUCUCCUUUUUCGCCAUGUUUGUUAUGUAUUUCUUGACUGCCAUUUUUGGCUACUUGACAUUCUAUGAAAGCGUGCAGCCCGACCUCCUCCACAAGUAUCAGAGUAAGGACGACAUCCUUAUCCUGACGGUACGGCUGGCAGUCAUCGUGGCCGUCAUCCUCACGGUGCCCGUGUUAUUUUUCACGGUUCGAUCUUCCUUAUUUGAACUGGCUAAGAAAACAAAGUUUAAUUUAUGUCGUCAUGUCUUGGUGACCUUCAUACUCCUGGUUAUUAUCAACUUGUUGGUGAUCUUCAUACCCUCCAUGAAGGAUAUUUUUGGAGUCGUUGGUGUUACAUCUGCCAAUAUGCUUAUUUUCAUUCUUCCUUCAUCUCUUUAUUUAAAAAUCACAAGCCAAGAUGGAGAUAAGGGAACUCAACGAAUUUGGGCUGCCCUUUUCUUGGGUCUGGGGGUGUUGUUUUCCCUGGUAAGCAUUCCCUUGGUCAUCUACGACUGGGCCUACUCAUCAAAUGGUGACAAAGGCCACUGAGACCAGCUGAGAAAAGGAAGCAGUCAAGUUACCACGCAUCAGCAACCCUUCAUCACUUCCUUUGCAAGUUUACAGAAGCAAACAGAAAUUUACAAGAUACACAAUGAAAUAAUACUUUGGUAGCAAAACAAGAGACCUGUUUCUAUCAUGGUUCAUGCCCCUCCAGGAUUGGGGAUCAAUUUUAAGGAUUGUGGAUUUUUUUGGUUCCAAAUUUCAUGCAAUCAUAUUUUCCAGUACUUUUCACAGUUGAUUGUUUUUCACUCUACUAUUUUUUUGUGAUUUCAUCGUCUCUUAGAACUUUGAAGACAUGAUCACCCACCGUGUUUAUUUAUUGUACAUCCAGAUUCUGAAAUAAUUUUCCUACUGAUGUUCAGCUUAUAAUAUCUGUACCUUUUUAGCAGAGAAAAGAAUCUUGAAUUGUAUAUAUUUAUUUUGCUUUACAGAAAAAAAUGGUUUCGUAAAUAAUUUGCCUAUUUUGGUUAAUAUAGCACAUAGGGAUAAUCAGAUGAGAGUCACAGGGCACAUACCCUUGUUGGAUCAGAGAAUGCCCAAUAUUUGAGGCAGCUCUGGUUACCUGGCAGGCGAGCUUCAGCAGCUCGAGGCCUCGCUGGCGCUCCAUCCACUCUGUGCAGAGACCUUCUCUGGCGAGUGUUCUCAGCUCAGAAAGGGGUGGGAAUGAUUCUUACCUUGGUAAAUAUACUGAACUACACAUCUGGGUUACCUAGAAAAUGAAGUUUUGUUUCCCUCUU
Molecule: messenger RNA, 2631 nt
Organism: Odocoileus virginianus texanus
Lineage: Eukaryota; Metazoa; Chordata; Mammalia; Artiodactyla; Cervidae
Gene: SLC38A1
Product: solute carrier family 38 member 1
Biological process (GO): amino acid transmembrane transport; L-glutamine transport
Cellular component (GO): plasma membrane
Molecular function (GO): L-glutamine transmembrane transporter activity
Source: RefSeq, a predicted model, not a curated record